Messenger RNA from Exserohilum turcica Et28A, 801 nucleotides. RefSeq lists its product as uncharacterized. The record is from RefSeq and is a predicted model, not a curated record. The transcript is spliced from 3 exons. NCBI's taxonomy places the organism in Eukaryota, Fungi, Ascomycota, Dothideomycetes, Pleosporales, Pleosporaceae. Gene Ontology annotation, molecular function: acyltransferase activity, transferring groups other than amino-acyl groups. The coding region runs from base 4 to 801 and encodes 265 amino acids.
ACAAUGUCCACCAUCCCAAUCUUCAGCCUGGAAACCAUUCCCGCAGCCCAUGUCUCAGAUACGAUGCUCGAGCAAGCUGCAGGGUUGUUCUCGGCUGCAUAUGGUGUUUGGAGUGCGGAAGCGGCGGAGAGAAUGGGGAGGAGGUAUUGUAAGCAGGGUACACGUGUUAAAAUGACGCCCCUGCGUCUCCGCGACCAGUGCCUUGCGCCGGGUACAAACAGUGUUUUUGUACGGGCAAUGGCUGGUAGUAGUACGACUAGCGAUGAUGAUGAGGACAGCAAGACGCUUGUGGGAUAUGCGUUUGCGACAAGCUGGAUGUAUGGCGAGCGCUGUGUGUGCUGGGUUACGCAGUUGUGUGUUGAGGGGGGGUAUCGGAGGCAGGGGUUAGCAACAAAGAUCCUAUCCCGUCUGCGAGAAGAGAGCCAAAACAACACCAACAACACCAACAACAUCAUGGCCUUUAGUAUCCUAUCCUCGCAUCCCGCAGCUAUCAUGGCUGCACUACGUGCAUGGGGCCGCGGCAUCGAAGCCGUAGACAUUCAAUUUGCAAAGAACCAUGCCGCGGGGAUCAUGGCUGCGUCACCCGUUGCGUAUGUGAGGGACGCGAAGCUCAAAGGCAGUAUUUUCGGUAUUCACGAUCACGACAACGAGGAUGGUGCAGUGUGUUGUGCCGAUACAAAAUUUUGGGUUGACCAUGCGGAACCUUUGACUGUACUGGCUGAGGUCAAGGCGAAUAGGAACAUGGAUGUUUGGCCGUUUGGCGAGUUGCCGCCGGGCUGUGAGUUUUUGGCUCUGUGUUGA